ACCAGGUGAGUGUGUACUUCGUUUUCUUGGAUGGGGUUCUGGGCGGGGCCCGUAGACCCUCCUUUUCUUGGCGGGGGUCGGGCGUGCGGUCCCGGUCCGCGUAAUGUACGGAGGUACAGGGAAAGGGGUCUGGCCCCCUCGGCGUCAUGUCUUCGGUACCGGCGGCUUCCAGUCCGCCGGUUCUAUCCUCAAGCGCCGGGACACAGCUCCUUCAAGGAGCAGGGCAGAACCGAGAUUCAGCAGAUUCCUUCCCGGGGUUCACCCCUUCUCCUUUGAUUUCAGGUCUGUGGAGCCGCCCCAGGAGCCGGAGCUGUCGUAUCCCCUCCUCUUCCACUUCCCGUUACAAACAAUAAAGGCCGUUCGUUAGUAAGUUUGUGUCCGCGUUCCUUUUUUUCCGAGGCUACGGAGUUAGGGAGGCUGUACGCGUGAUUCCGCACUGCGGAUUCUGCAAACCUCUUGGACCUCAGGCCCCUGCCGGAGUGCCGGCGACAUUUUCGCAGAAGUUUCUCUGGCCGACCUUGCCGACAUCUCCGGAUGGCAGCCCUGCGCCGAACCCUCCACCUGGCGACCCUGGCGGCAGGGGCGCGCCGCGCCGUGGCGGGCUCCCUGGCUGGUAGCUGCCUGGCGGACCGUGGCCUCUGGGAUAAGCUCCACGCCCAGCCCCGUCAGGGCAACGUCCGCACCUUCGACUGGUUCUUUGGUUACCAGGAAGCCCAGGGGCUCCUACUGCCACUGCUGCAGGAGGCACCGGCUGCCUGUCCACCGCGGGUGUUGGACGUGGGCUGUGGGACCUCCAGCUUGUGUACGGGCCUCUACACCAAAUGCCCGCACCCCGUGGAUGUGUUGGGGGUGGACUUCUCUCCUGUGGCUGUGGCCCACAUGAACAGCCUCCUGGAAGGCGGCCAAGGCCAAACGCCCCUGUGCCCUGGGCACCCUGCCUCACGUCUCCACUUCAUGCAGGCUGAUGCCCAAAACCUGCAGCCAGUGGCUUCUUCAGGCACCUUCCAGCUAGUGCUAGACAAGGGCACCUGGGAUGCUGUUGCCAGGGGUGGUCUGCUUGGGGCUUACCAGCUGCUGUCAGAAUGUCUGAGGGUCCUAAGCCCCCAGGGGACCCUGAUUCAGUUCUCUGAUGAGGACCCUGAUGUGCGGCUUCCCUGCCUGGAACAAAAGGCCCAAGGCUGGACUGUGUCUGUGCAGGAGCUGGGCCCUUUCCAGGGCAUCAGCUACUUUGCUUAUUUGGUUCAAGUCUCUGAUUAAAGACUUUUCAGACCUGA
Messenger RNA from Hippopotamus amphibius kiboko, 1274 nucleotides. RefSeq names its product citrate synthase lysine methyltransferase (gene CSKMT). The transcript has 2 exons. The record is from RefSeq and is a predicted model, not a curated record. The coding region runs from base 535 to 1257 and encodes 240 amino acids. Lineage: Eukaryota; Metazoa; Chordata; Mammalia; Artiodactyla; Hippopotamidae.